UAUUUUGUUUCCACUGAACUUUAUACUUUGUACUUUGUUCAUCUAUAUUUUUGACUUAUCAGCACCAAUUCUUGUUUGCAGCACUCCAUAUGGCUGCAGCUAAUAGACAUCUUGGGAUAGUGGAGUAUCUGAUUGCUAAAGGAGUGGAGAAGAGUAAUCCUUUGCAUUGGGCAUGCCUUAAUGGCCAUCUUGAGGUGGUUAAGAAAUUGGUUUUAGUUUUAGCAGGAGCAAAUGGAAGCACCCCAAAUAGCCAUGAGUGGACUCCUAUUGAUAAGGCUCUGAGUAGGGAAAAGACGGUAGUUAUGGAUGCCAUUAACGCAGCAAUGACAGAAUUGGAGCUUGCUGGUGCCAGUGUUUCCUAAUGUUGGAACUUAAUGAUUGAAGUCACGGUUCUAUAGUUUAAUAAAAGUAUCUAUCCCUUUCUGCUAAAGACAUGUUAAGCUUUUAACAUAGCUAUCUUCUCCCUGGUUCUUGUAGCUGGAACAAAGCUUAGCAGAACUUAAGAUGCUCUUUAACUUUGGGAAAAACAAAAAAUUCUUGGCUUAUCAGUUUGAUGUGAUAUAAAGUAUAAAGAACACUUAACAGU
This is a messenger RNA of Rubroshorea leprosula, 586 nucleotides long. The record is from the annotation of a GenBank genome assembly. Lineage: Eukaryota; Viridiplantae; Streptophyta; Magnoliopsida; Malvales; Dipterocarpaceae.